AUGGAGUUUCCUGUAAUUAUACCCGAUUGCAAUUCUGAUGGUGUAAAUGAAAUGGCUUUUGUGCACCAUGAAAAUAAUAUGCCUACAUUAGAUAUUUUAUCUGGAAAAAGUGGAAACAAAUUAAUGAGCAGUAUUAGUAAUGAUAAUUGUACUAAAAUGACUGAUCUUAUUUUAAAAUAUGAUAUGUCUUUAGUCUAUUUUUGUCGUAAAAAUACUGUUGUAGACCCUCUAGAAUCAAUUCCAAUUAAAACAAUGUUAAAUUGUUCUGGUGAUUGGAUACCAGAUUCUGUUCACCAAACCAAACGAGAACAUGAUCAAAUUGAAGAAAAUCAAUAUUUUCUAACACUUGGGCCUUAUUAUCUUAAGAUCAAUAACAGCUAUUACAAUUGUCCAACUGAUUGUAUGGCAGUUGUGUAUGUCACAAAUAGUUCUAAAGAAACAGUUUGGUCUAAAAAAAUUGAUCGUUCUUAUGUAAUGAAGCCAGUGACAUUUGAACUCCGUAAUAAUAUAUCAGGAUUUGUUAUCAAAAUUUGGUCUUGGGAUAAUGAAACAAUUGAGAAUGAUAUUAAGUUCACUAACAUUGAAAAGGUUGAAUAUAUUCAAGAACAAAUUAUAGUUAUUACAUAUAAUUCAUCCAGACCUGAAGAUUUCUACAUUAAAAACAUAAGUUCGAAGAGAAUUUUACAAGUAUGUGAAAAUGUGUCCAACUGUCAGCCAAAACUAGAAUAUCAAAAAUAUUCAUUAAAUGUGAUGGAUAUAGACAACGAUGGUUACAGAGAAUUAGUUUCUGUAUCGGUAACAUAUCAAUUUAUCAAUGGACUUGGUCAGUUCUACAUGAAUGAUAAACACUCACUUCAGCUUAUAUCAAAAAAAGAAAUAUUACUUGAGGCGAAAACAUCAGCAAACUUAACUACAGGCACUGCAGAAAAACUAGGUGAAGUGUUGUUGUUAGUACCAACAACGAACUUGGGUGGCACCGCUGAACCAGCAGGUUUAGAGGCCAGCGAUGGGAAAGAGGGUUUCUUAAACACUAAGUCAACUAAACGAGUAGAUGCAGUACUAGGAACAAUGCCUGCAUUGGUACCAGCUGAAGCCAGUUGA
This is a messenger RNA of Macrosiphum euphorbiae (potato aphid), 1101 nucleotides long. The record is from the annotation of a GenBank genome assembly. Lineage: Eukaryota; Metazoa; Arthropoda; Insecta; Hemiptera; Aphididae.